This is a messenger RNA of Pyrus x bretschneideri (Chinese white pear), 747 nucleotides long. RefSeq lists its product as uncharacterized. The record is from RefSeq and is a predicted model, not a curated record. The transcript is spliced from 4 exons. The coding region runs from base 38 to 571 and encodes 177 amino acids. Lineage: Eukaryota; Viridiplantae; Streptophyta; Magnoliopsida; Rosales; Rosaceae.
UCUUUAUUCGGGCUGGGGCUGUGGUAUAAGCCAAACCAUGGUUUCCUCUUCAGUCUCAGCUCUCUUCCGCACCCAUCCUUCCUUUCAUAUUUCACAUACCAAUUUAGAUGUCUUUAAAAGACCUACCACAGUAGUAGUUUGUUCUAGUUCUUCUCCGGCGCCGACGUCUCCCCGCCAUGUUCUUCUCCAAACCUCUCUUUCUUUGGCUGCUUCAGCUGCCAUUCUUCUCGGCUCAAAUCCAGCCAGUGCUGGAUUUCUAUCAGGAUCGACUGGAAUUGAAUCAGUUCCAGGUCCUGAGUUGCCUCAAAUCGACUUCCUCAAACGCUUCAACGAAGAAAACCAGAAAAAGUAUGCAGAAAAUGAUGCAAGAUUCGGAUCAACUCCAAUACUGAAGGAGCUACUAGAAAAAUCCAAGCUCAACAAAGAAAAGAAUAGUAAAGAAAUUCAAGACAAGUACUGCAUACGGGGGGCAGAGUGGGGAGUUGGAGAUUGCUCGGCAGAGGGAAUGACACCUGAUGAGAAAGACAAGUUCAUCGCAAUGUUGAAGGAGAAAGCUGGCGUCAAGGAUUGAUAUCCACCGACUUAUGCUUUGUGUAAACCCUAAUUUCCAAGUAAUGGUAGAGAUCAAACUUGUAGGAGCUUCUCAUUCGAAGACAUGGAUACGUAUGUAAUAUGAGUAGACGAUCACGACCACUACGAGUAUAUAACGAUCCAAUUGAUGCGUAAAUUGAUACAAUAUUUAGUCUA